ACGAACUCAGCAGCUAAUCUUCGUGUACGUCUGUACUACAUGUAAUGCUAUACAGAAAUAUAAGAGAAAUCAGAAAAACGACUAUGGCAGGAAUAACGGAUGUUUUUAAAAUCGUUUGUGACCUGCUUACUCUCAUGGGACAUGAAAUCUCAUUCGUUUUUACAAGACGUUCACCUGAGCAAGCCCGGAUCAUGACCUGUAACAGCUAGAGAAAGACUCAGAAGACAUCUUUUCUGAAAUGGAGAACACAAACAUCACUCACUUGGCAGCUGUCUUUGUGAACCCUCAUAAUCGAGUGCCCAUUCUUGAUGUGCAUGACUCUCUAGACGCAGACUUCUAUGACAUGGACUAUGGCGUUCCUGCUGAUGAGAUGCCUGACACCACACAGGGGUUGGCAUAUUUCGUUGGCACCAUUGUCAUAGGAGUGGUCCUCAUCUGUAUCAUGCUAGUGUGUGGCUUUGGCAACUUCCUGUUUAUCGCCACUCUGGCCCGGUACAAAAAACUCAGGAACCUUACUAAUUUACUCAUCGCUAACCUGGCCAUCUCCGACUUCAUCGUGGCUGUGGUCUGCUGCCCUUUCCUGGUGGAUUACUAUGUAGUCAAACAGCUCUCCUGGGAUCAUGGGAAGGUGUUGUGUGCCUCUGUCAACUACCUCAGGACCAUGUCUCUGUAUGUGUCUACAAACGCCUUACUGGCCAUCGCUGUUGACAGGUAUAUGGCCAUCGUUCAUCCGUUGAGGCCCAGAAUGAAGUACCAGACGGCAUACUUCCUCAUAACCGGUGUAUGGAUCGUUCCAGUGCUCAUUUCCAUACCCUCUGCUUACUUUGCCUCUGCGACCAAGGUUCCUAACGGAGCCAACCACAGCAAAACCUUCUGCGCCCAGAUUUGGACUGUGGACCAACAGCUAUAUUACCGUUCCUAUUUCUUGUUCAUCUUUGCCGUAGAGUUUGUCGGCCCGGUGCUCACAAUGGCCUUGUGCUACGUGCAAAUCUCCAGGGAACUCUGGUUCAAGAGCGUUCCAGGUUUCCAGACGGAGCAGAUCCGCAAGCGGCUACGUUGUCGCAGGAAGACGGUCAUGGUUCUCAUCGGAAUUCUGACGGCUUACAUCCUCUGCUGGGCUCCGUACUACGGCUACACAAUCUUGCGUGAUUUUCACCCAACGCUCAUCUCCAGAGAGAAGAACUCUCUGGUGGCUUUCUACAUCAUCGAGUGCAUCGCCAUGAGCAACAGUAUGAUCAACACUUUCUGCUUCGUCAGUGUGAAGAACAACACUGUGAAGUAUUUCAAGAGGAUCGUCCUCCUACGAUGGAAGUCCACCUACACGUCCAGAAAGACUGUGGAUGAGACAGACAUAAACCCCAAUCUUAGUGAAUGUAAAAAGGGAGUUGAACUGAGCGGAUUUCAUGUCACCCACAUUACAGAUGAUUAA
This is a messenger RNA of Triplophysa dalaica, 1429 nucleotides long. RefSeq names its product prokineticin receptor 1b (gene prokr1b). Gene Ontology annotation, molecular function: neuropeptide Y receptor activity. Gene Ontology annotation, cellular component: membrane. Gene Ontology annotation, biological process: neuropeptide signaling pathway. NCBI's taxonomy places the organism in Eukaryota, Metazoa, Chordata, Actinopteri, Cypriniformes, Nemacheilidae. Bases 239 to 1429 code for a protein of 396 amino acids. The transcript has 3 exons. The record is from RefSeq and is a predicted model, not a curated record.